UCUCGACCCUCGCACGCCGAGCACCGCCGUCCAAUCUGAAUAUGUGGGAGGAGCGCGUCCGCCCACAAAAGCCACAGCUAUCUCACCGUAUCUCCCCCUUUUAAAAAAAAAAAAUCAAUUGUGCACGAAAAAAAAAGGGGAAUACGCUUAAAAAAUACAAACAUUAGUGACGGCUUGUCUUCGUUUAACAGCGGACGGAGAGAAGCGGCGUGAGACGCGGCGGUGACAGCAGCCCGGACAGACAGGAGGGUGUUGUCCUGAUGCUUAAAUGGAAGUGGGUGGGCCUCUACGGUCACACACUGCCUACUUCUCUCUGGAUAUCGGUGUGACAGGCGCCGAUUUGCUCGUUUAUGGACUCUCUCUCCGGUAAAACACUCGCUCGACAGGGUCGCGGGGAGCCCCGGCGGAGCGGCACGGUCGCCGCAGCUCUUUGUUGUCGGGCGCUGCUCGCCUGCGCCUCCGCUUGGCACCGCCCUUUCUGGCCGGUGGGUGGUUUUCGUCAAACGGGCAGAUCCGCACGGCCCAGAUCCGAACAUAUAGGCCCGUCCUCCGCCUCUGUACCCGGCCGGCCUUCCGCCGUGAACUACACCCUCUCCCUCCCGGUAUAUUAAUGCGUUAUGAGUGACUCCAAGAAGGAAUCAUCUGCAACCGAAGGAGGGAAAGCGUCUAAAAGAGGGAAAAGUUCUGGAUCGCAGGAUUCCUCUCAGCCCUCUCCUUUGGCUCUGCUGGCAGCCACCUGCAGUAAGAUCGGAGGGCAGGGGGGAGCAGAAGGGGCCCAGGCCCAGACUGGUGCCCAGCAGAUCCAGCUACAGGCAGGUCAAAUCCAGCUACAGGCAGGUCAGCUUCAGGGUCAGAUAGUGGUGGACGCAGCUGGGGCUCAGGCGUUGCUGCCCCAGCAGCUGGAACUGAUCCCAGCUCAGUUCACGGGGAACGGCUGGCAGAUCAUUACAACAGCGCCUACUAUGGCCAAGGAGAACAGUAGUCAACCUGUUGCUGUGACUGUGGCCACCACUUUGGCUAACGACAGCUCACCUGUUGGACACAAGCAGGUAAAGGCAACAGUUGGAACCAACAGCGUUGCAGCCAAUCAGCAACAGCAGCAGCAACAGCAGCAGUUCCAGAUCAUCCAAGUUCAGAACCUGCCCAAUGCUGGUGGUGGAGUUCAGUAUCAGGUUAUCCCUCACCUCCAAACCGCAGAUGGACAGCAGAUCCAUAUCAGCCCCCAGUCGGCGUCCAUUGGGGCUCUAUCUGAGCCAGUUCAGCUUAUCCAGACCCAAAACUCAAGCCAGACCCAGGCUAUUCUCCAGCCAACCACCCAGCAGGCUGUCCUGCCUAGCACGGCCAAUCAGACCGUUCCACUGCAGAUCCGUCCCACACAGUCAUUCCCCCUUCAACUGCAGACUCUGCAAGGCUCCCAGACACCUGUUAUGACUACAGUACCCAUAAACAUUGGUGCCAUGACCCUGGCUUUGCCCGUGAUCAAUAAUGUUGGAGGAGGCGGGGCUGUGCAGCUUAUCCAAUCAGCAGACGGCACAUUCUCCGUCGCAAAUGGAAACCAGCUGGUGGCAACGGCAGUGCCUGGAGUGGCUCCUGCUCCACCUGCAACUGGAUCCACGCAGGUAGUGGCCGAAAGUGACAGUGUCCCGGAUGGGGCCCAAGUAGUUUCUGCUGGAUCGGAGGGGGGAUCCACAGAAAGCCAAAUGCCGACUGAAGCAGACUCUCAGAGCCAGAGUCAAGCCAACGGGCUGCAGACCCAGACAGAUGCAGCUGGAAGCAUCCAACAGGUCAUCGUGGGCCAAGUAGGGCACCAGUUGCUGCAGCAGAUUCAGCUGCAACCCCAAACGCAGAGUCAAGGUCAGAUGCAGAACCAGCAGCAACCUCAGCAUAUUCAGACCCUGCAGCUGGCUCCAGGACAAACUCUGCAGCCCAUUCAGGCCUUCCAGAACCCCGCCCAGGUUCUUAUCCGUGCCCCAACCCUAUCACCCUCUGGGCAGAUCACCUGGCAGACGCUGCAGCUGCCUGGCGGAGUCUCCCUGCAGGGCGGUCUGGGGACAGCGAUGCCACAGCAGCUGACUCUGGCCCCAGUAGCUGGGGGGACAACGGUUGGAGGUGGAGGGCUCGUUUCCCUGAGUGGAACUCCCUUGACGCUGAGUGCAGCUCAGAUCAAUCCAGGCUCCGGGGUCCAGACGGUCAGCAUCGCAGGACUGGGCACAGCUGGGGUUCAGGUGCAGGGUGUACCCCUCACCAUUACGGGUCUACAGGGUCAACCACAGGGUCAGGAUGGGGCCAAAGUUCAGUCCACUCCUGUGACCGUCACUGUUGGCAGUGUGGCUACAGGUUCAUCAAUGAGUCCAGACCAGCUCGGUACAAUUCAGAGUUCUUCAGACCAGGAGGGGCCAACAAGCAAGAGGCUUAGACGUGUCGCCUGCUCCUGUCCAAACUGCAGGGAUGGAGAGGGAAGGAAUAGUGGAGACCCUACAAAGAAAAAGCAGCACAUCUGCCACAUGGAGGGGUGUGGAAAGGUGUAUGGCAAAACAUCUCACCUAAGGGCCCACCUGCGCUGGCACACUGGUGAGAGGCCGUUUGUCUGUAACUGGAUCUUCUGUGGCAAGAGGUUCACACGGAGUGACGAACUGCAGAGACACCGGAGAACACACACAGGAGAGAAGCGCUUUGAGUGUCCUGAAUGCUCAAAGCGCUUCAUGCGCAGUGACCACCUCUCAAAGCACAUCAAGACCCACCAGAACAAGAAGGGUGGAGCCGCUGUGGCAAUCAUCACCACUGAUGACAUGGAGGAAGAAGCCCCAGAAGGCCUGCCUGAAUCCCCUCAGAUCGUCUCCGUAGGAACGCUCACGCGGGACUCUGAACCCGCUACGCCUACCACCUCCAAUCACCUGGAGGAAGGAGGAGAGGAGGAGGAAGAGUUUGAAAAGGUGACUGACUUCUGAUUCAUAGCCGAAGGCUGGGCUUCCUGUUUUUUCGGAGGUCUUUGUGGGGACUAAGGAUUGCUACUGGUUUUCUUUUUAUUUGUUUUUUUUAAUUAUUUUUACACAAAUAUAAAAAAAAAUGCUGUUUGCUUAAUAAAAGCAGUUCAGAAGAUAAAGGAUCAUUCAAAAAAAAAAAAAAUAGGCAUCACAGUCUAAAAAAGCUAACAUAUAAGAAACAUUUAGACUGAGUGUAUAAAAGAUUAGUUUGACAUUUAUAGAAUUAAUCUAUAACUAUUCCAUGUGCAGUUGGGGAAAGAAACAUACGAAGAUGAGCACAAGACAGGGGGACCUGCUGAAUUUAAAACCAUCCAACACUGAGAGGCAUUUUCCUAACAGAAUCUAACUCUAUGCACAAAGUUGUGUUCCCGUUUCAUACCUGUCAGACAGUGCUGAGGGUCAAUCAUGUGCGCGGCAAUUGCAGGUCGGUUGCAGAGCAUUGACAAGAGCAGGGGCAGGCUUGGGAGUGUGUGAGUGUGUGUAAAUGUGACCUGCAUGAAUGAGUAUGUAUUUGUAUUCCCACGCUGUCCCCCCAGAGGAUCUACCUAAAGUGAGUUUUAUUAAUGGUUCAGGUUUUGUCCUCAGAUCAGAUUCAGGUGUUGAUUCCUUUGAUUAGUCAACAAAGAAAACUGUUCUUGAAGAGGAUGAGUAAGGACUAAUUCUAAAAGAAAUGAAGACUAGAAAAAAAAGCACAUAUUAAAAGGUUUAUGGAGAAAAGAAAUGCAUUCCUAUUGAGGCACAGUGGCCAUUAGAGAAAAAAAAAAAGGUUUCUAUAGAGAAAAACAAUCUAGCUUUCUACAACUUUGUUUGUGUAGUGAAAGCAAUACUAUAAUGACAAUCCUAGUGAAACUAUGUUUACAUUGUCAGGGGAAGUUUUAUUUGUUAAUAACGAUGGCCAAUUCGCUCUAAGAUUCGGGAAUACAUUGGGAAAGAAGUUCUGUCAUCUGAGUAAACCUGGUUGCAGUUAGCAGCUUCAGCAUCUCGGAAGCGGAUGUAUGAACAGGUUUGUCAGACGGCAGGACCGUCAUUGACGGUACUUAACGCUGCCUGUGCUCUGGUGCGCGCCCCUCUCAACCUCAGACUUUAUCACAUCUACCACAUGACGUUACCACAAUUGCCUUAACACAAGCUGUUGUAGGAAGGGCACUUCAGAGUGAGGCGGUGGAGAGAGGGGAGACCACAGCACGGGCUGGUAAAGUGAGAUGGGGGAGAAAAGCUACGGGUGGGUUGGGCAGUUUCACUUGUGGGUAUAAUAAGAUGUUUUUUCUGGUGGUGUUGCUCUGUGUUAGUUCAGUGCAUACAUUCUUUUUAAAUUAAAAAUACCUUUUAUUUUAUAGAAUUUAUCAGUUGUUUAAAUCCCUACUCCAGGUGUGUUAAUACACAGGACCCCGCUGUGUAUGGCUAAUUUAUUAUUUAUCUUUGAUUUGUUAAUAUUUGCCUUUUGCUGGUCUUGUAUUUGUGUGUGUUGUUUCUAAGGUUGUGUACAGCAUGUUUCAGUUCUUUGCCGUAGUGCUGCUUCUCUCCUUUUAAUCUUUUCGCUUUGGUUCUUUUUCUUUUUUCUACAUCUGACCGUUGCUCACAUCUUCUUUUUCUCUCUGCGCCAUCAUGUGUUUUUUGGAGAAAAAUACAUAAAAGAAGAUGAAGCAAAAAAAAAAAAGAAAAAAAAAGUGAAGUUAUUAUUGUUUAAAAAUUUAUAACAUUGAUACCAAACAAAUUUAGAUGUUUUUUGGUAAUCUUUUUGUGGUGACAACCAACUUUUUGUUUUUUCUUUGGUAUUUUGUAGUGACAUCUCAUUUGUAAAAUCUUUUUCUAAAGAUGUUUGUUCGUCUCCAUGACAUUUGAUAAUGGUUUUUUGCCAGGUUAGCCUCAAAGGCUCCAGUUUAUCGAUAUUUUUAAAACUGGUUUGUACAAAUGUGUUAUGUCAAUUAAUAAAAAAUAAAGAAAGAAAAAAAAAAUCAAGCAGAAAA
Cololabis saira (Pacific saury) is the source of this 4951-nucleotide messenger RNA. RefSeq names its product sp4 transcription factor (gene sp4). Gene Ontology annotation, biological process: regulation of transcription by RNA polymerase II. The transcript is spliced from 7 exons. The coding region runs from base 618 to 2948 and encodes 776 amino acids. Gene Ontology annotation, molecular function: DNA-binding transcription factor activity, RNA polymerase II-specific; RNA polymerase II cis-regulatory region sequence-specific DNA binding. The record is from RefSeq and is a predicted model, not a curated record. NCBI's taxonomy places the organism in Eukaryota, Metazoa, Chordata, Actinopteri, Beloniformes, Belonidae.